GGCACAUGGUGUACAACGGAGAACAACAUUUGGUGCUGCCCUGCACUCAACAGAACUGCGGCGUGAGCCUCCUACGGCCGGACACACAGCUCCUGUGCUCCCUGGCGGUGUUGAUCAGCGAGGCCGCAGCAGAGACCGUCCCGAGUGUGGGCCGGUCAGGAGCACGGCUCUGUUGAGUGCGAGCUGCGUCGCCCCAACAACAUCGUGGUUGCCUGGAGUGAAUCAUGUGAUGCAUUCACACAUUUCACCUUCCUCGACGGGGGCAACCACUCGAGUGUGCCGUGUAGCACAAGCAUAUGCAACGUCUACACCGUGGGACCAGUCGCUGAUGCCAACUCCAACGAGGAUCCCGAGGACGCCGACGAGGUUGCCCACCUGUGGUGCCGCCACCGUUGCGGCUAAGCAUCAGCAGCUCCGUGCAUACGAAGUGGUAGUGCCACCACGGGGAAAGCAGUUGGUCAAGACAGACAUUCAGAUAGAACUCCCUCCAGGAUGUUAUGGCCGCAUCGCCCCGCGGUCUGGCUUGGCAUAUCACAACCACAUUGACGUUGGCGCUGGUGUGAUAGAUGAAGACUACAGAGGCAAUGUGGGUGUGUUGUUGUUCAAUCACUCAGAACAGCCAUUUGUAGUGAAGAGAGGUGACAGAAUUGCUCAGUUGAUUUGUCAAAGGAUAUUCUACCCCGAUUUGGUUGAAGUAGAGGAUCUCUCUGAUACAGAGCGAGGUGAAAAUGGUUUUGGCUCUACUGGAAAAAAUUAAUAACUUUUGUGGCAGGAAUUUGGGUUUGGCUAUGCUGAAAGAAGACAAUAUCAAAUGAAGAAAGUCAUUCUUGAGCUUUUCACCAGUUUGUGUGUGUGUGACUUAAGUUUCUGUUUAAAGAAUCUUUUUGUUAAUGUAUAUUUAAGUUAUUCCUGUCUUCAAAUUGGAGCUGUGUGAUUAUGUUUUUAGUAGAAUAUUGAUUUUAUUUGUGACAAAAUCAUCCCUUUUAGUUUUAGCAAUGGUGAUCUUUUUAUUUAUGCAGUGUAAAUACAUUCUGGGAAUAACAUUUAGAAACCUGUACUUUUAAUACAUGAUAUUGUGAUAUUUCAAGUUUUAAGUUGUAAAAAAAAUUAGGUACUACAGUAAAAGUUCUUUAAUCCAGCAUGGUACUACUGCUUUGCUAGAUAACCAUUUUUGCAGGAUAAUCUAAAUUCAUUAUUUUAAUGGUAAUACUGCAGAUAAACUGAAACUGUGAAUAAAAUAUUUUUAAUGUGCGUAUUAAGAGCUAAUAAAGCAUAUAAAAUUAA
Messenger RNA from Bacillus rossius redtenbacheri, 1284 nucleotides. RefSeq names its product deoxyuridine 5'-triphosphate nucleotidohydrolase (gene dUTPase). The record is from RefSeq and is a predicted model, not a curated record. The transcript has 4 exons. The coding region runs from base 230 to 757 and encodes 175 amino acids. Gene Ontology annotation, biological process: dUMP biosynthetic process; dUTP catabolic process. Gene Ontology annotation, molecular function: dUTP diphosphatase activity; magnesium ion binding. Lineage: Eukaryota; Metazoa; Arthropoda; Insecta; Phasmatodea; Bacillidae.